AUGGCUAGUUGUAUCAUUAUUUCCAACUGGUACAUUUUCUUGUUUAGUGUUUUUUAUAUCAACUUACUAUGUUGUACUUGUACAUCUAAAAUUAGUCAAGGGGAAAUUUUAAGAGAUGGUGAUAUGUUAAUUUCUCCAAAAAGGAAAUUUAAUUUGGGAUUUUUUAGUCCAAAUGUUUCUAAUAAUCAAAGGUUUGUUGGUAUAUGGUAUGUUGAUGGUCCAAAAAAUUCAUUUGUUUGGAUUGCAAACAGAGAUAAACCAAUUUUUGAUAAAAAUGGUGUUUUUACUAUUGAGAAAAAUGGGAAUUUAGUGGUGAAAAAUGGUCGUGGCGAUUUAAUGUGGACGAAUAAUGUUACUGCUAUGAAUAAUAAUUGUACAGCACAUCUUUCUGAUAAUGGAAAUCUUAGGAUGUUUAAUGCUAAUAACAAGGAGUUGUGGCAGAGUUUUCAGCAUCCUACAGAUACAUUUUUACCAGAAAUGAGAUUUUAUUUGGAUGAAGUUUUGAGGUCAUGGACUAGUGAAAGUGAUCCUUCACCUGGACGGUACUCAUUAGGAGUAAAUACUCGCGGAUCACCACAAAUUGUGAUCUUGGAUGGAGAGAAGAGACGUUGGCGGAGUGGAUAUUGGGAUGGACGCAUAUUCACAGGAGUUACAGAUAUGAAGCCCGAGUAUCUACAUGGUUUCAAGCUUUACAAUGAAGGAGAUAAGCUAUACUUCACUUACACUGUUGCAGAUUCUUCUGAUUUGGUGAGGUUCCAUAUUAGUCCAACCGGAUACGAGCUGGAACAAAGGUGGGAUAAAGAUAACGAAAACUGGAGUAUAAUACAGUCUCAUCCAUCAGGUGAUUGUGACUUGUAUAACUUAUGUGGGAAUUUUGCGAAAUGUGAUGUCACAUAUUUGAAAAAAUGCAUUUGUUUAGUUGGAUUUGUACCGAAAAAUUUGGGGCAGUGGAAUGCCAGGAACUGGUCAGAAGGGUGUGUUAGGAGGAAAGAACUGGAAUGCAGAGGAAAUAACAGUGUCUUGAAGAGUGUUAGUGGAAAGAAAGACGGAUUCUUUGAGAUUGAGAAAAUCAAGUUGCCGGAUUUUGCUGAUACUGCAUAUUUACAAAAUAUCGAUGAGUGUCGAAGCAUGUGCCUUGAAAAUUGUUCAUGUACUGCUUAUGCUUUUGUUAGCGGAAUCAAUUGCAUGAUGUGGACUGGAGAUUUAGUCGAUAUGCAGCAGUUUCAGGAAGGCGGAAACACUCUCUAUGUUCGCCUUGCUGAUUCUGAAUUUGCUGGAAGCAACAAGACAGUCAAAAUUGUGGUAAUAUCCGUUAUGGUAGCCGGGGCUUUUCUUGUUUGUAUGGUAGUUUUUCUACUAUGCAAGUACAAAGCCAAAACGCGAGUGUCCAAUAGGAUCAACCAAAUGGAGACAAGCGAUCCAACUAGGAGUGGAGAGUUUUCUAUGAACACAUCAGGAGCAGGAGACUUGAGUAUUGAAGGGCAUCAAGGAAGUGGUUCAGAACUUAUAUUCUUCAGUUUCAGCGGUGUAGCAGCAGCUACCGACAACUUUUCUAACGAAAACAAGCUGGGACAAGGUGGAUUUGGCCCUGUCUACAAGGGAAAACUACUAUGUGGCGUAGAAAUUGCAGUGAAGAGACUUUCAAGAAAGUCAGGACAAGGUGUGGAGGAAUUCAAGAAUGAGAUCAAGCUAAUCGCCAAAUUACAACAUAGAAAUCUUGUUAGACUGAUGGGAUGCUGCAUUGAAGGAGAAGAAAAGAUGCUUCUUUACGAGUACAUGGCAAACAGAAGUUUAGAUUCAUUUCUAUUUGAUCCUGUUAAGCAAGCUCAAUUAGACUGGAGGAAACGCUUCAACAUUAUUGAAGGGAUUGCACGAGGGCUAUUGUAUCUCCAUAGAGAUUCGCGACUCAGAAUAAUCCAUAGGGAUUUAAAGGCUAGUAACAUUUUGCUAGAUGAAGAGAUGAACCCGAAAAUUUCAGACUUUGGUAUGGCUAGGAUAUUUGGUGGAAAUGAAAAUGAAGCAAAUACAAAUAGAGUAGUUGGGACAUACGGAUAUAUGGCUCCUGAAUAUGCAAUGGAAGGCUUGUUCUCAGGAAAAUCUGAUGUUUAUAGCUUUGGUGUACUAUUACUGGAGAUCAUCUGUGGACGGAGGAACACAAGUUUUCGUUCAAAUGAACACUCUGGCAUUAUUGGUUAUGCAUGGCAGAAGUGGGAUGAAGGUACACCAAUGGACUUAGUAGACCGUUCUAUUUGGGACGAGUGUCAAUAUGAUGAAGCAUUGAGAUGUAUACAGUUAGCACUAAUUUGUGUACAAGACAUGGCAGUUCACAGACCGAGCAUAUCAUCCAUCGUGUUAAUGUUGGAGACGGACAAUAUACGAUUGCCCUUGCCUAGGCAACCUACAUAUACCUCAAUGAGAAAACAUGAAGAUGCAGAAACAUGGAAUGAGAAGCAGGAUUUUUCUGCAAACAAUGUCACAAUUAGUGUUAUAGUUGGUAGAUGA
Solanum stenotomum is the source of this 2502-nucleotide messenger RNA. RefSeq names its product G-type lectin S-receptor-like serine/threonine-protein kinase B120. Gene Ontology annotation, biological process: protein phosphorylation; recognition of pollen. The transcript has 8 exons. The coding region runs from base 1 to 2502 and encodes 833 amino acids. NCBI's taxonomy places the organism in Eukaryota, Viridiplantae, Streptophyta, Magnoliopsida, Solanales, Solanaceae. The record is from RefSeq and is a predicted model, not a curated record. Gene Ontology annotation, molecular function: ATP binding; protein serine/threonine kinase activity.